This is a messenger RNA of Numida meleagris (helmeted guineafowl), 3269 nucleotides long. Its product is annotated as gap junction beta-2 protein-like. Lineage: Eukaryota; Metazoa; Chordata; Aves; Galliformes; Numididae. Gene Ontology annotation, biological process: cell communication. Bases 302 to 979 code for a protein of 225 amino acids. The record is from RefSeq and is a predicted model, not a curated record. The transcript is spliced from 2 exons. Gene Ontology annotation, cellular component: connexin complex.
GCGCGGCCGCUCGGGAGGCGGGGCGUGACCCGGGGUUUGCUGUGCCCCCCGCAGCCGAUCGGCGCGUUUCUGUGGCGGGGAUGAGCAGGAGGGUGUCCCGUCGUGUUCCGUGUUCUUUUUUCCUCCGAAGUUUGCAGCUUCAGAACCGCGAUGUGAGCCCACACCUGGAGCCCGGGUUGUUCGUCCCUUUCGGAUAUAAAUCAGAUAGUUAAUUUCCUUCAGCCCUCGUUGGCCCCAUUUUGUUCCUUUUAUUUCUAUGUUUUAAUGUCUAUGCGACAGGUAAAAGGACACAGAAAAGAAGAUGGAUUGGGGAUCUCUGCAGGCUGUUUUGGGAGGUGUGAAUAAACACUCCACCAGCAUUGGGAAGAUAUGGCUCACAGUCCUGUUCAUCUUCCGUAUCAUGAUCCUGGUUGUGGCUGCAGAGAGAGUCUGGGGAGAUGAACAACAAGAUUUUGUCUGCAAUACUCUUCAACCUGGGUGUAGAAAUGUUUGCUAUGAUCACUUUUUCCCCAUCUCUCACAUCAGACUCUGGGCCCUGCAGCUGAUCUUCGUUUCCACCCCUGCACUGCUGGUAGCCAUGCACGUGGCUUAUACCAGGCAUGAGAAGAAAAAGCGUUUCAGAAAUGGUGAGAAAAUUAAUAUUGAAGAGCUGAAAAAUGAAAAGAUUCACAUUCGAGGUCCCCUGUGGUGGACAUACACCAGCAGCAUCUUCUUCAGGAUCGUCUUUGAAGCAGUCUUCAUGUACGUGUUCUACUACAUGUACGAUGGGUACCAGAUGCCUCGUCUGGUGAAGUGUGAUGCUUGGCCCUGCCCCAACACAGUGGAUUGUUUUGUGUCUCGGCCUACUGAGAAAACCACGUUUACUAUUUUCAUGCUUGCUGUAUCUGGGAUCUGCAUGAUGUUGAAUCUGGCUGAGUUGUGUUACUUAGUGAUAAAAAUUUGCCUGAAAGAAUCUGGGAAAACAACAAUUCUAAAAUAGUUCUCCUGUUGCGUGAUUGCUUGGCUCCCCAGAUCCCCUCAAAAUUUACUUAGGUGUCAGAAAACAAUUGGCAAUAUUUUCACACUUGAGGAAAAGGAUAAAAGUAAAUGGACAUAUUUUUAUGAUAGUCUCUCUGGGAAGCUGCCACUGAGGCAGGUUUUAAGACUGUGAUCUAGUUUGGUAUUCCUGUAUUCACAAAUAGGGAGAUUGGCUUUCUUGGCCUGUACCUUUUCCAAGUAUGCCUCCUGCUGCGAUGGUCACUUUUUGAAAAGUGGGAAUGAGAAGGUCUAGUGCCACACAGAAAGAGGGACUGCGAACAGAUUCCAUCAAAUGAUUGUUCCCUAUGAGACAGGGCACUGUGCUUUCCUGCUCUGUUUCUCCCCAGCAUGCUGUGAAGGAUCUCAGUACAGUAGAUUUUAUUUGAUGAUGAGACUUUUACUCAACUGGGCUUCCUUCAGCAGUGUUUUUUUUUUGUUUGUUUGCUUGUUUGUUUCCCAGUAAGGUUCAAAAAACUGCCUUGUUGUUUUGCUCUGGUUCUUCUGGUUAUUUUCCAGGGGAAAACACCUUCAAAACCUAUAACAUGAUAAGCAGCAGCUCAUACCUAUUGAUGCUCUGUCAGCCUUUUUUUUUUUUUUUUUCUUCCCUAUUCAUCCUGUAUAGCUUUUCUUCAUAAAACCUUCAGUUCUGAUUUGGUGCACCUUUUAAGUAGCUGCACCAACUCCCGGUCUCUGUGGCAUUCUACACAGUGAGACUGAAACGCCUUUUCUCUUGUUACCAUAGGAUCAGCAAGAAUUACAGACAACUUGCACAGCUGAAAUAGCAGUUUCCCAAUCAGAAAUCGGGGAACUUGAAAACUUGAUGUUCACAUUGCUGAGUUGUAAAUUGUACAUAAUUAACUUGAACUAUGUGAGUCAGUCUCAUCUCUCCAGAGCAAUCUCAAAACAUGUUCUGUUUUAUGCCUGUCAUUGGCAGCUAUACCAGCAGAUGCAGCAAUGCAGUGUACCUCCUUAGUGCUUGCCCACUGAAUACAGUUCCAGUAAACUGACUCUUCGUCUUUAGCUUUAAUAAUGCUCCUUCAUUUGGGAGGAAAGCUAGUUACCUUAGGUUCUCUUUUUGCAGCCAUCUCCUCAAAUACUUUUAUCACUUCUGGAUAAACAAAGCUGCCUGAAUUAAGACUCAUGACCUUUCGCUGUGCACUGGAAGUGGAGCACAAGCAGGCUGCCACUGCUCGUGUGCUUAUCCAGUGUUACAAACUGACUGCAGAUGGAAGUCGUUCAUCAAACGUAGUAACAGGGAAAAAAAAAAGACUGCAUCCUUAGAAGUAUGAACAAAAAAAAUGUGAAGUCAUUAAUGAUGAGCUGAACUGGAAACUUGCUCUGUGAAAACAUCCUUAAUUCAACUCUAAAUAACAAAGCUUAGCACAUAUUGGGUUUGUGCUUGGUAAAGUUCCUGCAUUGUUCUGUGUACAAGUACAAAGAGAACAAACUAUCUACACUCCCAGUGCUCUAGUAUUACAUUUCUUUUGUAACAACUAGAUUUUUAUUUUUUUCUGAAAUCAUAAUUAAAGGACAUUUGUAGUGUCCAUUUUCUGUAUUACUUACAUGUGCCUGACAUGUCUGAUGAAAAUCUGUUUACCGCAGUAGAAAACGAAUGCAGCAAUAAUACAUUUAAUAGCUGGGAGCUACUGUAAGCAUUUUAGCCUUCUGCCACAGGUUGUUUUUCAAUCUGUUACACUGCCUUUGCUAUCAGUUACAUCCUGCAGACCUUGUGAGCCUAUAGUGUAAGGCCAUAUGUGUGAUCUAUGCUAGAAAACAAAUGCAUUGUGUAAAUCAGUCUUGUACUAGUGAAACUCUAGCUGGAAAUGGCUCACAGUAAACAACAUAACCUCCCCAGUGAGGAGAGAGCUUCUUUUCCCAUUGUGCUCUUAAGUAGAACUGAACUUUAACUGGAAUGCAGUGCACCAAAACUGGCAACACCAACAAGAUAAGGUUAAUUAAUUAUCUUCAGCUAGUAGUUUGGCAACCAGAUAUCAUACAGGGAGAAAAAGAUAGCAAUUGGGAAAGUUGCUGAAAGUGACCGAGAGGACAUUGAUCCAGCUGUAGCAUUAGGUGUAAUAGCUUUACCAGGAGAUGUUUAUUGUCUCUGAGAUUUCUGUUUAUAUGCGACUAAACAUCUACUUUGUAAGAAAACAAAAAAAAAGUUGUUCAGAUACUUAAUAGGAAUUAUGCCCUUUACACCUAUUUCUGUGUGCUACACUGCAUGGUUGUCAAAUAAUAGAUUUCGUACAGAU